AUGGCGCCGCCGCCGCCGAUCCGAAUAAACUGGGAUCUGAGGACCAACCUGACGCUACGAUCACCGUCGUCGUCGUCGUCGUCGUCGUCGUCCCAUCCUGUUCAAAACCCGCGGGUCGAACUCCGAGCCGGGCCUGAGCCCGAUCCCGGUGGAUUGCUAGUGGACCGGAUCCAAGAGUGGGUAGUGUUAUUAAGGAAAAAAAANCUCCGCCUCCUCGCCUCCCGCGGCCACCGCCCCUCCCCCGCCGCCGCCGCCUCCCUCCUCCGCUCCGUCUCCGCCUCCCUCGGCUCCGACGCCGCCCUCCGAAUCUACCGCGAGAUCUACUCCCGCGGCCUCGGCUGCGUCGGCGCUAGGGCCUCCCCCAACGUCCGCACCUUCAACGCCCUCCUCCUCUCCCUCUACCGCGAGAACAAGCCGGAGAGAUCCGUCCAAGUCCGGAACGAGAUGGACGCCGUUCGCUGCGCUCCGAACGCGUACACCUACAGCAUCCUGAUGGCCGGGCUCUGUGACCGCGGAUCGCUCGACGAGGCUCGGCAGUUGUGGGAGGAGAUGGCGGCGAAGGGGAUCAGAGCCGAUAUCGUAGCGUUCAACACUCUGAUCGGCGGAUACUGUGGAGCGGGAGAGAUGGGCAAAGCCGAAGAGCUCUUCAGAGAGAUGGUGUUGGACGGGAUCGCGCCCACGGCCACGACCUUCGAUCGCCUGAUCAGAGGCCAUUGUAAGGUCGGAGACGUCGACGCGGCGCUGCUUGUGUAUAGAGAUAUGAAGAGAAAGGGAUUCGGAAUGGAAGUUUCGAGCGCAGACCAACUGCUCGACGAAAUGCGUGAGAGGGGGAUGGUUGCCGAAGCGCUGGAGAUUUUGCGGGAGGAGAUGAGGAGGGAAGGGUUUGCUGCGAGUCGGAAGAGCUACCAAGUUUUGAUUCGGGGGUUCUGCGAGAAGGGGGAGGUGGAGGCGGCGCUGAAGCUUCAGGCGGAGAUGGCCGGAAAGGGGUUCGAGGCCGGUGAGAAGGUGUAUGAUUCGUUUAUUACGGCUUAUGAGAGGGUCGGCAAUAUUCAGAUGGUGGAAAGGUUGAAGGCGGAGAUGGUUGAAAUGGGCGCAAAUGUGAAAGGGGAUUAA
Molecule: messenger RNA, 1113 nt
Organism: Ananas comosus (pineapple)
Lineage: Eukaryota; Viridiplantae; Streptophyta; Magnoliopsida; Poales; Bromeliaceae
Product: pentatricopeptide repeat-containing protein At2g15980
Exons: 2
Coding region: 1-1113 (370 amino acids)
Molecular function (GO): protein binding
Source: RefSeq, a predicted model, not a curated record